Messenger RNA from Trichophyton benhamiae CBS 112371, 1506 nucleotides. RefSeq names its product Lectin C-type domain protein. The transcript has a single exon. The record is from RefSeq and is a predicted model, not a curated record. Lineage: Eukaryota; Fungi; Ascomycota; Eurotiomycetes; Onygenales; Arthrodermataceae. The coding region runs from base 1 to 1506 and encodes 501 amino acids.
AUGGGCACCGAUUCAACUCCAAGUACAUCAAGUAUGUCGCCACAAGACAAAACUUCAAGCGCAUCAUCCGCUGCUCCCACUACAACCUCAAUAACUGCCAGCAUCAGGAAAAGAGACGCACUAUACCACAUAGGGCCGUAUUCAUGUGCAAAGUCACUCAGCAUUUCAACGCUUUCUGAUAUCCUCAAGGACUAUUUUAAGACGACUGAGAAUACCCUAAAUGCCGACAUGAUGUUUUUGAUCAUAAACGUGCAUGCUUCUGCUUCUCCGGAUUCCCCGGAAGUGCCUUCCGGAAUGCCUAGCUUGGAAGACCUUCCUCCUCCGCCACUAUUAUUUGGCAAAAUCAUGGGGGAGGCGCUGGGCAGAUCCAUCUACAGCCCCAAACAAUUGAUGGAAAAUCGUCAGAAUCUCCGCGAAUCCUGGCUCUCCGUCCGCCCCCCGUAUCAGCCAAUCCCCGAAUAUUUAAAAACCACCGUAGAUGGUAAAAACCAUCUCGUCACAUCUACCGGGUGGCCAUGCACAGGGUAUGCUGUUCUAUCUCAAGCCACAAGACUCGUUAUGGGCUGGGGUACCAUCGACCCUCAGAUGUCAUCUUACAACUUCACAGGUGACGAUUUAGUCUUUCCACAAGGCUCACUUGAAUCUCGUAUAGACGUGGGAUUUACUUCAGCAUCUGAUCUCACCAAAGGGUGCCUCUAUGACGCAGAUACCACAACCCUAUCAGAGAUUGAGCGCCCCUGGGCAGUGGCAGUACUUCCUUCCCGCAACACAUCCAAUGAGCUGUCACGAUUGACCCGUCAGCUGGCAUCUUGUGGAAUCUCAGCGAUUGUUAACCAUACACUUUUCAAUGUGACAGCGGAUACUGAUAUCAGUCCUUACCAGAACGUCUCAUUUUCCACUACGUGGUCUUGGGCAAAAGAUGAGCCUCGCAAUUCCACUCGGGCAUCCACCCCGAAAACAAAAGAUUCAUUCCGUUGUGCAGCCAUGCAUGCAGUAUCAUCAGGCAGAUGGCAUGCUCAUGAUUGUAAUGAUGUAUAUCGUGUCGCCUGUCGGGUUGGAAAUUUACCAUACGAAUGGGUUAUUUCCGAGCAUGCUACAACCUACUUCAAUGCCGAAAAAGCUUGCCCUGAUAACACCUUGUUUUCCGUCCCAAGGACAGCACUAGAGAACACCUAUCUCUAUGCAAAGCUUGACUCGGAGUCCAAUAGCACUGCAAUAAUUUCACCCGAUGUUGAAGAUAAUAACAGCACUGAGGUACUCUGGAUAGAUUUCAACUCUGCUGACGUACCUACCUGCUGGGUUACUCAUGGCCCCAGGGCGCAGUGCCCAUAUGAGCUGGAUAAUAACGAGAUUGAAAGGAGGGCCAUUCUCGUGCCAACCAUUGCUGCUAUUAUCGUCCUAAUCGUAGCUGCCUUGACUUUAUUUGUCAAGUGCAAUGCGAAUCGGCGAAAUUCAAGGAGACGGAGAGUCAUUGAUGGGUGGGAUUAUGAAGGUGUACCUUCAUAA